AUGUCCCAAUUGCCCAGUGUCCCCCAGUGCCCRGUCCCUGUGUCCCCRCUGCCGGCCGCGGCGCUGCCGGCCUUUCCCGCCGCCGAGGAGGCCGCCGCCGAGCCGGACACCCAGGCGCUGGUGCGGGCGCAGAACAAGAAGAAGAAAUCCGGGGGCUUCCAGUCGAUGGGCCUGAGCUACCCCGUCUUCAAAGGGAUCAUGAAGAAGGGCUACAAGGUGCCCACGCCCAUCCAGAGGAAGACCAUCCCGGUGAUCCUGGGCGGCAAGGACGUGGUGGCGAUGGCGCGCACGGGCAGCGGCAAGACGGCCUGUUUCCUCAUCCCCAUGUUCGAGAAGCUCAAGGCGCCCAGCGCGCAGGCGGGCGCGCGGGCCCUCGUCCUCUCGCCCACGCGCGAGCUGGCCCUGCAGACCUUGAAGUUCACCAAGGAGCUGGGCAAAUUCACAGGCUUGAAGACGGCCCUUGUGCUGGGAGGAGACAAGAUGGAGGACCAGUUUGCUGCGCUGCACGAGAACCCYGACAUAAUCAUCGCCACCCCGGGGCGCCUGAUGCACGUGGCGGUGGAAAUGAACCUGAAGCUGCAGAGCGUGGAGUACGUGGUGUUCGACGAGGCCGACAGGCUCUUCGAGAUGGGCUUUGCGGAGCAACUCCAGGAGAUCAUCGCUCGGCUCCCAGAGAGCCACCAGACUGUCCUCUUCUCGGCCACGCUGCCCAAGCUGCUCGUGGAGUUUGCUCGGGCUGGACUCACGGAGCCCAUGCUGAUCCGCCUGGAUGUGGAGUCCAAGCUCAGCGAGCAGCUCAAGCUGGCUUUCUUCCACGUGCGCGAGGACGACAAACCAGCCGUGCUGCUCCACCUGCUCAGAAACGUGGUGAAGCCCCAAGACCAGACAGUCGUCUUUGUGGCCACCAAGCACCACACAGAGUAUCUCAAAGAGUUGCUGACUGCGCAGGGUAUCCASUGCACACACAUCUACAGCUCCCUGGAUCAAACCGCCCGCAAGAUCAACAUCGCCAAGUUCUCCCACGGCAAGUGCCCGGUGCUGCUGGUUACGGACGUGGCCGCCCGCGGGCUGGACAUCCCCAUGCUGGACAACGUCAUCAACUACAGCUUUCCCGCCAAGGGCAAGCUCUUCCUGCAUCGUGUUGGUCGCGUGGCCCGAGCUGGCCGGAGCGGCACUGCCUACUCCCUGGUGGCUCCCGAUGAGAUGCCCUACGUCUUCGACCUCCACCUCUUCCUGGGGCGCCCGCUCGUCCUCGCCGGUGCCCAGGAGAUGCCCGCUGAUGCCGACGGGGUGCUGGGCCGCGUGCCGCAGAGCCUGGUGGACGACGAGGAGUGUCUGCUGCUCACGGACCACGCGGGCUCGCUGGAGCUGCAGAGCCUGCGGCGCGUCGCCGCCAACGCUCACAAGCAGUACGUGCGCUCCCGGCCCGGGCCCGCGCACGAGUCCAUCAAGAGGGCCAAGGACCUGGACGUGUCCCAGCUGGGCAUCCACCCGCUCUUCAGCGCUCGCUUCGAGGACACCGAACUGGAGAGGCUGAAGUUGGUGGAUAGCAUCAAAACCUACAAGUCGAAGGCGACCAUCUUCGAGAUCAACGCUACAGCGCGGACGUUGGCCAGCACCGUGAUGCGCUCGAAGCGGCUCCGGGACCGCGUCCUCAUUGAGAAGUACCAGCGUGGGCAGCAGGAGAAGCGAGCGGCCGCUCUCAAGGGGCCRGGGCUGCUUCCAGUGCCCCCAGGGGCUGAGGAGAAGGAGGGAGAGGAGGAAAACCUCCAGGACGUGUUCUCCACCGUGGUGGGCAGAAAGCGGAAACGGGGCCGGGAGGGAGAAAACGGCCCUAGGAAGAAGCCGCAGCAGCCGACACACCGGGACGAGGACUUCUACAUCCCGUACCGGCCCAAGGACUUCGAGAGCGAGCGAGGGCUGAGCGUGGGCGGCGAGGGCAGCCCCUUCGAGCAGCAGGCAGCCGGAGCCGUCCUGGACCUCAUGGGCGACGAAAACCACAACCUCAACAAGAGCAAGCAGCUGCUGAAGUGGGACCGCAAGAAGAAGCGAUUUGUGGGGCAAACAGGCCAGGAGGACAAGAAGAAGGUGCGAACGGAAAGCGGGCGCUACAUCAGCAGCUCCUACAAGAACAACCUCUAUGAAAAGUGGAAACAGAAAUACAAGGUUGAUGAGCGGGAUGAGGAAGAGGAAGAAGGAAGAAGAGGGGAGCAGGUCCGAGGAAAGCACAGGCGAGGGCACGGGCCGCGGGCUGCCCCGGGCCAGCGCAAGGUGCGCUCGGAGCUGAAGAACAAGCAGCAGAUCUUGAAGCAGCGCAAGGCGGCGGCCAAGCAGCGUUUCCUGCAGCGCGGCGGCCUCAAGCGCCUCAAGGCCAGGAACCGGCAGCGGGUGCAGGAGCUGCGGCAAAUGGCGUUCGGGCGCCGCGCCGGCGCCGCCAAGAAGGGCAAGCUCCGGAAAAGGGUGUAGGAGACGGGGCCUUGCCCAGCACUGCGGUGCCAAGGCAGAGGCUUCCCUCGCUUUGGACUUGAUGUCAGGAAAGGGGACAUUAAAGAUGAGGYGGGUUUUGAUGUUGCCUCCUCUUUGGCCUGCUUUGGUCCCAAGCACCUUGCUGAGGAGU
Messenger RNA from Nothoprocta perdicaria, 2617 nucleotides. RefSeq names its product DEAD-box helicase 54 (gene DDX54). Gene Ontology annotation, molecular function: RNA helicase activity; ATP binding; RNA binding. Lineage: Eukaryota; Metazoa; Chordata; Aves; Tinamiformes; Tinamidae. The record is from RefSeq and is a predicted model, not a curated record. The transcript has 20 exons. The coding region runs from base 1 to 2466 and encodes 821 amino acids. Gene Ontology annotation, cellular component: nucleus.